This is a messenger RNA of Nylanderia fulva, 1940 nucleotides long. It is a transcript of the gene Ran, whose product is annotated as RAN, member RAS oncogene family. The record is from RefSeq and is a predicted model, not a curated record. Gene Ontology annotation, biological process: protein import into nucleus; ribosomal subunit export from nucleus. Lineage: Eukaryota; Metazoa; Arthropoda; Insecta; Hymenoptera; Formicidae. Gene Ontology annotation, molecular function: GTP binding; GTPase activity. Gene Ontology annotation, cellular component: cytoplasm; nucleus.
CGGAUCCGCGUUACGCGCGAAAUACGCCGCAGACGGGCGAAAUAAAAUCGCGAGGGAAAAUUCCUUCGCCUUUUUGCCGGCCCCCCCGCUUCACCCGGGCGCCAUUCCUCAUCGCUGUUGUUGCUCCCCGCGCUGCGAGAUUUCCUAACGUCGAUCGAGUUUACGGAGAAAAAGUCACAGUAAAAAAAUGGCAAACGAACCUGAUAUGCCAACCUUCAAGUGCGUCCUCGUCGGCGACGGCGGUACCGGCAAGACCACUUUCGUCAAACGUCAUCUGACCGGUGAAUUUGAAAAGAAGUACGUCGCCACUCUAGGAGUCGAGGUCCAUCCGCUCAUCUUCCACACCAAUCGUGGACCGAUACGUUUUAACGUCUGGGACACGGCCGGUCAGGAAAAGUUUGGUGGUCUUCGGGACGGCUACUAUAUUCAGGGACAGUGUGCCGUGAUCAUGUUCGAUGUUACAUCCAGAGUGACGUAUAAGAAUGUACCCAAUUGGCACAGAGAUCUGGUCCGUGUCUGUGAAAACAUACCAAUUGUUCUCUGCGGUAACAAAGUUGACAUAAAAGAUAGAAAAGUAAAGGCCAAGAGCAUCGUGUUUCACAGAAAGAAGAAUCUACAGUACUAUGACAUCAGUGCAAAAAGUAAUUACAACUUCGAAAAACCUUUCCUGUGGUUGGCACGCAAGUUGAUCGGAGAUCCCAAUUUGGAAUUUGUUGCUAUGCCUGCAUUAUUGCCGCCGGAAGUUACUAUGGAUCCACAAUGGCAGCAACAGAUCGAGAAAGAUCUCAAGGAAGCUCAAGAAACGGCAUUACCGGAAGACGACGAAGAUCUUUAAUUUAUUUAACACAGCAAAUGGCCUUUACGGAGAGUAAGGCCUACUGUACGAGUGCCCCUUGGGUGUAUCGCGCACUCGUGUUUCUUCAUAUAGAAAUCGAAGAUUCUUUCUUUCAAGAAAGUAAUAAUUGCAUAAUUUCCAAAAGCAAUAUUUAGUUCAAUAAACAUUCUGGAUACAUAAUGAUUUGAUGAUUUUAUACUAUCAUUAUCGUUGUAGCCUUAAAGAUGGGUCACUUGAGAUGCGAAAUACGCACAUGUGUGAUUGUGUAUGCAAACCUACCUACACUUGAAUGUUUAGAUUUUGUAAAAUUCUCACAUAUAAGGGGAAGAUGAUGACAUAUAAAUUUAUAAAUUAAAACUGGAGUAAAGUUAAGGAGCAAAGGUGAAACAAUUUGUGAUACCAGUUUAUAGAAUACAGCCUGCUGAAACUGUUGAACGUGAUGUAAUAUGAAACAUCCAAUCCGAAUGAAUUCUCUACAUUUUUUGAUUCGCUCGCUUGUAUAAAUGUGCGUGCGUGCGUGUGUAUGUACAUAUAUACGUAAGAAAUGGGAUUGUGCUGAAAGACGUGCUGUAUAUUAGACACAAUCGCGCUAACCCACUUUAAGGCAUAUCUAAACUAACAUUGGUUUUUUUAAGUUUUGUCUUUAUACUUUUCUGACAUAAAGUAUAAAAUACAAACUGCCAAUUCUGAAAUAGAUGUAUACAAUAGUUCGGCAUGAAAUGUGAUUAGUUUACAAGAAAGAAUCUUGCGAUAAGCGUACAAUUGCAAAUUUUUAUAAGCAAAAGAUGAAUGUACGAUUUGUUCAACUUAAAUUAUAUAAACAGUGUUUUUUUUUUCUAUACAAGAACCGUUUUGUUAAGAAUAUGUGAAACUGUUAACCCACCUUUUUAAAUCAUUGUUCCCACUAACUAAUGGAAGAAAUGAGUCACGUGUAAAUUACACCGCUGAAUUUUUAGUAUAGAAAGGAAUUAGAGGAAUGACAUUGCAGCAUGUACAUUUAAUUCUUGUACACUUCUAAUAGUGUUUCAUUAUUCUGCUUAAAGCAGAUUGUACCGCGCUGAUGUAUGAACUUUAAUAAAUUAUGAAACUGUUUUUAAAGCUAUAA